Molecule: messenger RNA, 2057 nt
Organism: Chara braunii
Lineage: Eukaryota; Viridiplantae; Streptophyta; Charophyceae; Charales; Characeae
Source: the annotation of a GenBank genome assembly
GGGCUACGCCAUUUGGAUUUUGGGCGGCGGUCAUUGUCGUGAGGCACGCAGUUGUUUGAUGGUGAAACACCCUCACGUUGGCUUCUAUAAGAGGUAUGUUUGCUAUGUGUACGUGGGACUUACCGUUGAGGAGUCGCUGCUGGUUGGUCAUGAGCAUAACAAUACAGCAGGUUAUCACAAGAAGUUGACUUUCGUUCAGAGGAUGCGCUGCUGGAGGGAUGCUUUCGAAAGGAUGGGGUGUGCGAAAUCGAAUGAGGCCAAAAGGGCAUGUUUGGAGGCGCUUGGCAUCCCGACUUUUUCAUGGAACCAGAUUGGUCUCUGGGAUCCUCAGCUUCAGAUUUGCAUGAGAGGGCCACAGGUUUGGGCUUUGCUGUCUGAUAUUUUCACUUUGUGGGAGGAGGCAAAGAUCAAAGAUGUGAAGAUGAAGAAGGGCACGAGUGGUAAGAAGGUCAAGUCUCUUGAGGUUGCUGAGUCGAGUGAAUCCGGCAGUGAGACAGGGAAGGGGAAAAAGGGUGGAAGGCCAGUGAAAAAGAAUAAGAAAGAUGUUUGUCAGGAGCGUCUUUCUCUCAUGCCACUCAAUCAUUUGAUGUAUGUUUCUGAAAAGAAUGAGAUAGUGAGUGAACCUGCAGAUAUGCCUUGCAAACCUCUGCUGGGGAUGGCUGCGCUCGAUGAUGCUCUGGUGGUCCCAAUCCUCACAGAAGUUAAGAGUGGGGUCUUGUCGCUUGACGAGAUGAACCACAAGUUCACGCUUCUUAAGGUUCGUCAGAGGACAACUGCGGCAUUCGUGGAAGAGGUAGGGGCAGGCAGUUGGGAGGUUGCCAAGGAGGAGUUCCCUGUGCAUACGCACGAGGCUAUGAUGUCUCAGUACUAUAAGUUGUAUGAGAGGAAUGUCAAGGAAAUUCCUCUUGCUAUGCAAUUGUACAUUGCCAAGGCCCUCAACUACAGGGACAAGCUGCAGCAUUCACAACAAGAGAAGCAGACAACAGCAACACAAGAUCAUGAAGGCCUUCUCAUAAACUGGACUGCUUUUGAGGGGGAGGGCUAUAAGGGAACUGUGAAGGUGGCGCACUGCGACAUGCUCCAGCUACCAGAGAAAAUGGAGGACAGACUCCCCUUCACCUUGUGCAUUAUGGAUUUCCCAUGCGGCUACAACGUAGAGGGUUCUGUGGAUGAUGAGGCGCCGUUCAGUAGACCUCAGAUAGAAGGCAGCAUUGCGAGCUUCAAGAAGAUCACAUGUGCACCAUAUUGGGUUAUUGAUGGUUUCUACUCCUCUGACAUGCAUGCCGACUUGAAAUCUACAUUUUCAAAUGCUUGCAAUUGUGGGGUGGAGGUGGGCAUUUGGGUUGCUCCCAACAUUCGUACUUGUGCAGCCAGAACUCCCAACAUUCAGUUCCAGUUCAGCGACUUUGACAUGAGGAUGACCUACUGGAGUCACAAUGUGGUGGUGAGGAAGUUUACUUUUGCUGCAGACAAUGAGAUUUUGUGUCCCCACCAGAAACCGAUCUCCUUGUAUGAGUGGCUCAUCAAGAAGUUUUCUGACCUGAAUGACUCGUACAUAGUGGAUGUUUUUUCUGGAUCCGGAACUGGAGUCAUUGCAACACUGUUGUGUAAACGAAAUAUGCUGGUUGUUGAGAGCGAUCUGCGUUGUGUGAGGGGCAUCAGGGCAAGGUUGGCAGGGAGAGGCUUUGUGGAGAGCGCCACAAAGGAGAAAGACAGCCAAAGCCGCAUAGUGUCUGAGGGUUGGAGACACGCCUGAGGCUUCAGACAUGCAUGAGUUGAUAGGGACCUUCCAUUCGCCUCGCAUAGAUUUGAUGACUUGGUUGUGGCCUUGUUGCUUUGGUGUUUUUCUGGGGCACAUAUUUUUAAUAGACUCUCUUGGGACAUUAAUCACUUUUAAUGUUUGAGCUUCUUCCACCAAUGUUGCCAAGUACAUGGGAACUUGCCCACUUGCUUCUCUUGGGUAUGCUUAGAUAGUUGUGGGCUUUCUGCCUUACUGUUGGGACUUGCAAUGAGCUGGUUGUUGCACUUCGUACAUGCAAUGAAAUUUUCUUUGCCUA